AUGCCUAAUUCCUGGCUUCCUUCUUUAUUCCGUCAGUUCUUGCGUAAGGGUGUGGAUUCGGAGAGCCAGCUGCAUCUGCAUCGUGAAACGCUUCCCUGGAUUUCGAGUCCGAUCGAAAAGACUCACAACAUUCCGCAUCUCCACCGAAACUCUGACGCGACGCCGAUCGAGCUGUUUUUCGACCUCUUCUUCGUCGCGAAUCUGUCCACCUUUACCGCCACCCACGAGAUCAAUAAUGUCAAAGCUCACAUCGAUGGUCUGACAGUGAUACUAGCUCUGGGUGCCUACAUUGGCUUUCUUGGGAUCAUCUGGUUCACCUGGCUUCAAGUCACGCUGUUCGACAUCCGUUUCGCCAGAGACUCGGUCUUUGAAAGAACAUGCAAAGCCUUCCAGCUCGGUGCGAUGGUCGGCUUCGCGUCGGCAGGUUCUCGCUUCACGACUCAUGUUCAGGACGAAAACGUAUGGGCCUUCCAGUCUCUCAGCUUGAUACUCGCCGGUAGUCGAUCACUCCUUGCCAUUCAAUAUACCGUCAACGUCUACUUCAUUCGCAAAUCCAUGAGACCCACUGCAAGAGGGCUGCUAUACACCGCUGCCGCAUUCUGGACAACAACUCUAUUCUACAUAGGGAUGUAUUUUGCCUUCAGUCGAGCCUAUGAGAUUCGCGCUCGAAUAUGGACUGUUUGGUUCGUUCUGUUUGGAGUUGAGACGUGGACGGUAAUGGGAAUAUCCUUUGGAUUCGCUGGCAUUGGAUUCCAGGAAACCCACCUGAACGUCCGGAUGGGACUUUUAACCCUGAUCAUUAUUGGAGAAGGUGUCAUUGCGAUCACUCGGAUUGUUAACAAGACGGUGCGGCCCGGAGGAUGGACCAAGUGGUCGUUUGUGCACAUCUUGGGCGUCACUACCAAUGUGUAUUUACUCUGGCAAGUCUACUUCGACGUGUCACCGCGUCGCCACCUUGGCAAGGUAUCGCAGCAGCUCUGGUGUCAGCUUCAUUUCCCAUUCCACGUGGCCCUCAUCCUUCUCCUCGAGGGCUCACAAAUUCUUGCCUUGACGCUAGACGUGACCUUGAAGCUGCGAUAUUUGGCAGAGACGUUUUCAUUUGUAUGCGAAGAGCCGCGCCCCAGUGCCGAGCGGGCCGUUGGGCUUAUCCGAAGCACGAUUGCAGAUAUGGAGAUCCCGUUUAGUCGGGGCGCUACACAAGAAUGGACGGCCAUUUCGAGCCUCCUGGAAAAUCUGGCGGAGCAGCCUCUGUGUCUCGAGUCUAGCCCCGACAUCGGCACUCUCGAUUUAAAAUACACGGAAGAUCUGUUCAACGAUCUCAUGGGCAACGUGACGGCUGCGUUAUUUUCCAGUAUGGAUAUCACCCUAUCAAACAAGGUGGACAUCAACCUGCUCGACAAUCAGCAAUUGUUCCAUAUGUACAUGAAAGUUCUCGCCUUCGUCUACAUAUACUUUUUUGUCGUGGCCAGCCUGCUUAUGGGGCUCUUCACGGCAUUUCUUGUGCUCUCUCGGCGCCACGAACUUUGGUUGCACCAGGGUCUGUCAAUGGCUGUGCGCAUCUCCCUCGCCAUCUUCUUGGCUAGCCUGGUCUCGUUCGCAAGCCAUUUCCCACUGGCAUUUGCCUUUAUGAAAUCACCGAUCAUACUGUAUGCGUUCACCUUGACUCUAUUGACCGGUUUGUACCUCCCCUCCGUCCCUCUGACUUCGAUUCUGAUUGGCCGCAGUGCUCCUUGUUGA
Molecule: messenger RNA, 1737 nt
Organism: Penicillium argentinense
Lineage: Eukaryota; Fungi; Ascomycota; Eurotiomycetes; Eurotiales; Aspergillaceae
Exons: 5
Coding region: 1-1737 (578 amino acids)
Source: RefSeq, a predicted model, not a curated record